UGAGCCAGUUUACUAUGAUGUUGUAGUCAACUCUACUGGCCACAUAUACAGUCCUUUAUACGAUAAAGGAGAAUACCCUUCAGAAGUUACUUGCUACUACAAAUUUCGCCUCCCGGAAAAUUAUAGAAUCCGAUUCACUUUCAAGGACUUGGAUAUUGAUCCUUCAGAUUUUUGUCACCAAGAUAGUCUCACAGUGGCAAUCGAAUUUGGUACACAAAUACCCAUAGGACUUUUUUGUGGCUCUGAAAUCCCGAGACCAUUGAUCUUGGAAGAAGGAUCUGAGUUGGUGCAAUUGACUUUUAUGAGUGAUUAUAUGGGAUCUGGAAGAGGAUUCCAUAUCUACUACGAAGCUUCACCUUUCUUAGAGAUAUGCCCACCUGAACACAUUGUGUGUCGGAACAGAAAAUGUGUGCCUGAAAGUAAGCAAUGUGAUGGCGAGGAUGACUGUGAAGAUGGAACAGACGAGGAGGAAUGUGAUAUACCUACCGUCGUUAGCAACGAGUGUGGCAACACCCCGAUCCAACCAAAGACGGGCUUUUACAGUCCAGAUCGAAUAGUGGGUGGUGAGGAGGCCAUCCCUCAUAGCUGGCCCUGGCAGGUCUCUCUCCAAGAAGUUAUCGUCGAUCCCAGCGCUCACUUUUGUGGUGGAACCCUUAUUAACUCACAGUGGGUUCUGACGGCUGCUCACUGUUUCCUAGACAACGCAGAACCUUCCAUGUUUCGGCUUCACUUUGGAGCCCAUCAUAAAUACAAUAAGGCUAAUGGCGAGCAGAUCCGUUAUGCCGAGAAGAUUAUAGGUUUUCCAGAUCUGGAGGAUGAUGAGGUACCGGACAUUCGACUGUUCUGAAGCAAACACCGGUAACCAUCAUUUCCACGAAGAACUGCACCCAUGACCCUCGAUACCAGAUAUGCGUCGACCAACCCAAGAGCUCUGCAUGUCACGGUGACAGUGGAGGACCCUUAGCUUGCAAAGUUGAAUCGAAGUGGUUUGUGAUGGGCGACACAAGUUUCACCACUGCUGACAAUUUCGAUUCCGGAUUGUGUGCACUGCCGCAGAAUAAAGUCGUAUUCAGCAAGGUGGCUGACAAGGCAGACUGGAUCAAAGUUAUGAUUGACGUGCACAGCUAGCUGCUGCAUCUUAUAAUUAUUAAAUGAAAUUGAUACAAUUCUAUAGCAUUCUGCGCAGAUCUGGUGUAGAGAAAUUAGAUCUCAUCCUAACUGUCAGCGACUUAACUGUCAAAUCACAGAGUUUUUCUUAGGUCAUUUAUCAAUGGUACAAUCUAAAACUCAAUAAUCAUAAGGCAAAACAAUUCAUAAAACGAUAAAAACAGGUCUCAUUUAUUAAAGUUUAAAAUUUUUGGCUGAAAAACUAAAAGUCACAUAAACAAAAUAAUUGGUUUUGGCAGUGUACAAGCAAUGUACUCUAGUAAAAAGCAAAGUACAUUACUUUCUGCGUUGCAUAAUAGCUGUUUGCAGUUUAAAGUAAAGCAAAACCUCAUAAAUAGCUGCAUAAUCCCAGCAAAUACACGGAAAAAUGCCCGUUUUAGCUUGAAAAAAAUGAAUUUUCGAAUUAUUGACAACGCUUAAAAAUGGCAAUUAAAAAUAUUUUAUACCUCGU
Molecule: messenger RNA, 1618 nt
Organism: Stegodyphus dumicola
Lineage: Eukaryota; Metazoa; Arthropoda; Arachnida; Araneae; Eresidae
Product: ovochymase-2-like
Biological process (GO): proteolysis
Molecular function (GO): serine-type endopeptidase activity; protein binding
Source: RefSeq, a predicted model, not a curated record